UUCCAAGGGUGCCAAGCUGUGAUAAAGGAGCCGCCGCCUGUACUACCCGGGCCCUUCUUCAUGCCGUCGGAUCGCUCCACCGAGCGCUGUGAGACCGUGCUGGAAGGGGAGACCAUCUCUUGUUUCGUAGUGGGAGAUGAGAAGCGUGUGUGCCUGCCACAGAUCCUCAACUCGGUGCUGCGCGACUUCUCACUGCAGCAGAUCAACUUGGUCUGCGAUGAGCUGCACAUCUAUUGCUCACGCUGCACCGCCGACCAGCUGGAGAUCCUCAAAGUCAUGGGCAUCCUGCCCUUCUCCGCGCCCUCGUGCGGGCUCAUCACCAAGACGGACGCCAAGCGCCUGUGCAACGCGCUGCUCUACGGCGGCGCCUAUCCGCCGCCUUGCAAGAAGGAGCUGGCGGCCAGCCUGGUGCUGGGCCUGGAGCUCAGCGAGCGCAGCGUCCACGUGUACCACGAGUGCUUCGGCAAGUGCAAGGGGCUGCUGGUGCCCGAGCUGUACAGCAGCCCUAGCGCCGCCUGCAUCCAGUGCCUCGACUGCCGCCUCAUGUACCCGCCGCACAAGUUCGUGGUACACUCGCACAAGGCCCUGGAGAACCGGACCUGCCACUGGGGCUUCGACUCAGCCAACUGGCGGGCCUACAUCCUGCUGAGCCAGGACUACACAGGCAAGGAGGAGCAGGCCCGCCUUGGCCGCUGCCUGGAUGACGUGAAGGAAAAGUUCGACUAUGCCAACAAGUACAAGCGGAGGGUGCCCUGGAGCCUUGGCUGUGCUCACCCUCGCCAACGCCUUUCUGCUUUCUGGCCCUGGUCCCCUGCAGUGUCAGCAAAUGAGAAAGAGACCUCCCCACACCUCCCAGCCCUGAUUCGAGACAGCUUUUACUCCUACAAGAGCUUUGAGACAGCUGUGUCCCCCAAUGUGGCCCUAGCACCACCAACCCAGCAAAAGGUUGUGAACAGUUCACCAUGCACCACUGUGGUCUCUCGGGCACCAGAACCUAUUACCACUUGUAUCCAGCCACGGAAGCGGAAGCUGACCAUGGAAACACCAGGAGCCCCAGAUAUGCUGACAUCUGUGGCUGCCCCAGAGGAAGACAAGGAUUCUGAGGCUGAGGUGGAAGUUGAAAGCAGAGAGGAAUUCACCUCCUCCUUGUCCUCGCUGUCCUCUCCGUCCUUUACCUCGUCCAGCUCUGCCAAGGACCUAAGCUCCCCAGGCAUGCAUGCUCCUCCUGUGGUUGCUCCUGAUGCUGCAGCCCAUGCCGAUGCCCCAAGUGGGCUGGAGGCAGAGUUGGAGCAUCUGCGGCAAGCCCUGGAGGGUGGCCUGGAUACCAAGGAAGCCAAAGAGAAGUUCCUACAUGAGGUGGUAAAAAUGCGUGUGAAGCAGGAGGAGAAGCUAACAGCAGCCCUACAGGCUAAGCGCAGCCUGCACCAGGAGCUAGAAUUCUUGCGUGUGGCCAAGAAGGAGAAAUUGCGUGAAGCCACCGAGGCCAAGCGCAGUUUGAGGAAAGAGAUUGAGCGGCUCCGAGCUGAAAACGAGAAGAAGAUGAAAGAGGCCAACGAGUCUCGGGUGCGCCUGAAGCGAGAGCUGGAGCAGGCGCGGCAGGUCCGGGUGUGUGACAAGGGCUGUGAGGCCGGCCGCCUGCGCGCCAAGUAUUCAGCCCAGAUUGAGGACCUGCAAGCAAAGCUGCAGCAUGCAGAGGCGGACCGAGAGCAGCUUCGAGCUGACCUGCUGAGGGAACGUGAGGCCCGUGAGCACCUGGAGAAGGUGGUGAAGGAGCUUCAGGAGCAGCUGUGGCCUCGGCCACGGCCUGAGAAUGUGGGUGGCGAGGGCAGUGCCGAGCUGGAUCCCUAGCCUGUGCAGUGCCUGCCACUGCCACAUGGACUCCAUACGUGCGCAGAGGGCGGCGGGUACGUGGCUCUGCAGACCCAGCCCACGCCUCUGCAGCCACACAGCACAACGUCUCUACUGUGCCUAUUACCAAGCGAGUGUUUGUAACCACAUACUUUUGGAAUCCACUGCAAAAUUUUCUACUGGCCAAGUUCAAGUGAGCAAGCCAUGUCCCCCAGCUGCAGCCAGAGUUGAGACUAGCUCUGUGGCUUGUAGCUGGUCCUCUGCUUGCUAGAACAUUCUAACAUUUACACUUUUGUUAUAAGCUAUUUAAAACCAGUAAGAAGACUUGAUAUUCAGAAAAUCAACAUGUUUUUUAAUGACUAACUGUAAAAGGCCCCUACACGUGACGCCAUCUGGACACCCACUCUGGUGGGGGUGGCACCCACCCACCACCGUCCUGGGAAGCCAUCACCGCUCAUCUGUGCCCGCGGCUGCAAGAGGACAGCAAGGGUUUUCUUCAGAGUCUAUUUUUUCAGCCACAAGGACCCCAGUCUUCCUGCUGCUGCCAGGAAGAGCAGGGAGAGUGCCGCGUGCGCGAUGAGCCCCAACACUGCCCGCCUUACCGCCGCUGCCCCGCCCACCAACAUCACCACUAACCCUGCCGUGCAGGCACCAGGGCUCCUGAGUCACAGUCAGGCCCCCGGAUGCCCCGCCCACCUACACCUUGAGGGGCCGACCUGUGUUAGGCAGUGGCCAUGGUCCAGUGUCAUGUUGUAUUGUCCCCAUACACACCGCCCACCCACCCACACGCUGCUUGACCACAGCAACCCCUUUUCAAUGCAGCAGACAUCACUCCUCUCGUCUUGGGACUGAGGCUGCAGCAUUGGAACAAAAACAGCAUUAUAUCACUUUUUUCUUUCUUUUUUUUU
This is a messenger RNA of Peromyscus maniculatus bairdii (prairie deer mouse), 2756 nucleotides long. The record is from RefSeq and is a predicted model, not a curated record. NCBI's taxonomy places the organism in Eukaryota, Metazoa, Chordata, Mammalia, Rodentia, Cricetidae.